AUGACUUCAAGCACCCUGUUCAUGUCACCCGAGGAAUCAGCCCGUAUCCAGACAACCGUCUGCGAUAGACUGAAGUAUCGGAAAGAACGAAUGGGGCGAGCAAGAGAACACAAAGACGCCAAAGACUUGAUUGAACAAGCAGUAUCGACAUCUUUGAUGCAAGACAUCUCUUCUACAGCAUUUGGACUUGGUGCGUCAAGGAAAACCAAGGAAACAAUGCCAGCGUAUGGUGUUGGUGAUCCAUACCUACCUUGCAUAAAGAAGCUCAAUGAUCUUGAACCAAUGCACCUAAAUGGCCUACGCAUUGAGUCACACCACAGAGGCUUUUUUCUCUACUUGCGCCGUGUCUCUCCAGUAGCUAUCCUCGAAACAUCGUCGUGGGCUGUUGUACAAGAUAGGUCCUCUAGUGAUGUCGAGCGUAUUGAGCUGUUCUUGCACAAAUCUCAACAUGGCCACGACAUUUUGGAUACAGCCUACGAGAUUAUUGUCAAAGAGCCUUACUACACACUCAACAGUCGGGGAGAGUCUACUAUACAAGUGACCCAUCCGUCAGAUCUGAUCGUCACGGAAAUAAGCGACAAUCCUGAGUCAUGGCGACAAAAACCAAACGGUGCAUCUUCACAUGAACGCCUCCCACCCGAAGCAUAUAAAGAGAAAGGUAACCAUGCUCUCUUGAAGAAGAAGGAUCUCUCACUCGCCCACUUCUACUACACCCAAGGAUUAAAGCGACUCUCUGAUAGCAAGUCAGACGAGACCCUACAAAACGAUAUAUACAGGAACAGAUCCUAUGUCAACUUACAACUACAGAGGUUUGACGAAGCAAAGUCUGAUGCCUUGUCUUCCAUUACACACAAUCAAAGGGGUGGCCUUAAUAGUCUCAACGCAAAAGCCUAUAAUCGAGCAGGUCUAGCCGCUUACGUUCAGGGCGAAUUCAUAGUUGCCAGAUCGUACUUUGAACAACAAGCGAGGCUCCAGCCUGAUGACCAGCAUGUGAAACUGCAUAUGAAAAGGACCGAUAUCAGACUUCGAGAAGGUGCAAACGGCGUCUAUAACAUGAGCAAAAUCGUCAGCUCACUCACGAAGACUGGAGGAAGGCCUGACGUUGCGUCGUUCAAUGGGUCUACCGAGAUCAAGCCUAGUCCUGGCGCUGGCCGUGGCCUCUUCACUACGAGGGAUAUAAGUCUAAAUGAAAAUAUUAUGUGUGAGAAGGCUUUUUCUGUGGCCUGGAGCCACGAGCCUGAGACCUUUAGCGCUUUAGUAUGCGAUACUCGAAAAGACGCUGCUAUCGAAGUCUUCCCGGCAGGUUUACACAAAGCUGUUGUUCAAAAGCUACUCAACAACCCUUCCCAAGUUGAAAGGAUCCUAGGUUUACAUGGCAACCAUGAGGGCACUGGGCAGAAACUAAUCGAAGUCGAUGAUGUCCCUGUCGUUGAUACCUUUCAAAUUCAUGAUAUUGUCCAGCACAACGCAUUUGGGUUAGGGCAGCAAACGGAAGACGAAGACAUCAGCAAUGCAAGCACGGGUCUAUGGGUCCGAGCAUCGUACAUCAAUCACUCAUGCAUACCCAACGCAAAGAAAGAUUUUAUUGGCGAUCUUAUACUCUUCCGUGCUACGAGAGGGAUAGCAUCCGGCGAGGAGAUCACCCAUACCUAUGACGAGUCAACCAGUUACGAAGCGAGGCAGACUGCUUUUCGUAAGACGUGGAACUUCGAGUGUCGGUGUCCGCUCUGUAUUGUACAAAAGGAAGAGAGCGACACCUUACAACGGUUGAGGAUCCAGGCUGAGGAUAAAGCGAAUAGGUUCGCAGAAAGCAAUGACCCAGCCUGUGCAAGCAGGGUACUGGUCAGAAAGGGGAAAAUGUUGCGAAAGGCAUUGGAGGAGACGUAUGAUGAACAACGAUAUAGAGGCUUACCACGUCCGUCACUUGCGACGAUAGAUGAGUGGCUCCGUAUUUCCAGUUAUAGGUAG
Fusarium venenatum is the source of this 1968-nucleotide messenger RNA. RefSeq lists its product as uncharacterized. Gene Ontology annotation, molecular function: protein binding. NCBI's taxonomy places the organism in Eukaryota, Fungi, Ascomycota, Sordariomycetes, Hypocreales, Nectriaceae. The record is from RefSeq and is a predicted model, not a curated record.